This is a messenger RNA of Alternaria arbusti, 786 nucleotides long. RefSeq lists its product as uncharacterized. NCBI's taxonomy places the organism in Eukaryota, Fungi, Ascomycota, Dothideomycetes, Pleosporales, Pleosporaceae. The record is from RefSeq and is a predicted model, not a curated record. The transcript has a single exon. Bases 1 to 786 code for a protein of 261 amino acids.
AUGUCGACAUCAGUCCCCAUUCCCAUAGAUGAUCCCAUAGAUCAACCCCACAAACUUAGCCACCGUAUUCUGGCGAUGGCAAACCUUAUUAUCCACUACAAAAGGCUGCUCGAUGAAACCAUAAUUCCCGCAGCCAAUGACAUCAUCGCCAUCGGCGACACUGCCCAGUUCGGCGCCGAAUCUAUACUCCAUAAAUCCGAUAACAGGAUGAAAGCCAUCGAAACCAGCGGUAUCAAGAUGGGGGGCCGCAGGCGAGCAGAUUUACUCCUCAAAAGCUUGAAUGCGCAUGUGGAUGAGUUCUGGAAGUAUGGAUGGGACGCCCUUAACUUCUACGUCGAUGGCCAGGGCUAUCUCAACCUUAAAGAAGAUGUCGAGCCUGACGUGUUUACCGUCCACGAGGAUGAGCUUGCAGCGGCAGUGCGCGAUAGCGGGGCGGAUUACUACGCACAGUUGAAGGAGGCACUGUUGACGCAGGCUGAUGAUGAUCAAGAGCGGGUAAACAAGAUGUUGGAGGAGAAUCAGAUUUGGAACGAGUUUAUGAAAACGGACAAGCAUAAAGGGUUUGGGGCGGAGUUUAGUGAGCGUAUGGCGGAAUGGAACGACAAGUCGAAUGAUUUAGAGAAACGCGCUCCAUCGCCGACCUUGAAAUUGUCGGGCGACAUUGACGACCAUCUCGCUCAUGUGAAAAAGGCUAUCGCCGAAAUUGAGCUGAUGAAGGCUGCCGUCAAGACUGAACUGGAGAAGACUGUUGACAAGUCCGAGCUGGAGAAGGACAGCACGGACUAG